GUGUGUGUGUGUGUGUGUGUGUGUGUGUGUGUGUGUGUGUGUGUGUGUGUGUGUGUGUGUGUGUGUGUGUGUGUUUGCUUCUUCUCAGUGUUACUAUGGGUGGCUAGUCGUCCCUCUCCUGUCCUCUCUUGACCUACCAAGUGACUGCCAUCUCCGCAAAAACCCCAGCCCCAGCAUCAGUCAUCCCCGGUGACUCACGCCGCCUCGAGUCAUGGCAGACGAGGACUACGGCCGCUAUGUGGACUGGGCCCAAAUGGGCGAGGGCUCGGCAGCCAGCGACAGCCCGAUGAAGGGCGACGGCAAGGUGGAUCCCCGCGAACUCAAGUCCCAGGCCCGCUCGGGCGCCUGGGCCAAGAGCCACAAGCAGCGGGCGCUGAUCUACCAGCAGCUGGUGCGCGCCAUCCCGUGCCGCACGGUCACGCCCGACGCGGAGGUGUACCGCGACCUGAUGGGCGACGGCGGGGGCAAGCCGCGCCAGGCCUCCUCCUUGCCCCUCCCGGACUUUGUGGACGGCACCACGGUGCCGCACUACUGCUUGAAAGCCGAGGCCAUGGGCCCGGCGCACGCCGUCAUCUCCUGCGUGGCGUCGCAGUUCCCCGACAUCUCCUACUGCCCGGCGCUGCCCGCCGUGGCCGCGCUGCUGCUGCACUUCAGCCCGGACGAGGCGCGCUGCUUCGAGUCCGUGAGCCGCAUGCUGGCCUGUAACGAGCCGGGCCGCCGCCUGCUGGACCAGACCUUCCUGGCCUACGAGUCCUCCUGCAUGACCUUCGGCGACCUCGCCCACAAGUACUGCCCCGCCGCCCACAAGCUGGUGGUGGCCACCGCCACCGACGUGCUGGAGGUCUACUCGGACUGGCAGCGCUGGGUGCUGGGCGACCUGCCCUUCGCGCACGCCGCCCGCGUCCUGGACGUGUAUCUGGUGGAGGGCUACAAGGUGCUGUACCGUGUGGCCCUAGCCCUGCUCAAGUUCUACCGCAAGCAGAAGACGGCAGCUAUGGGCGGCGGCGGCUCGGGGAAGCAGCCUGCCGUCCAGCAGCAGGAAUCGUCGGUGGUGCGGGACGACAUCCAGGCCUUCGUCAAGGGCAUCGGCUCCAGCGUCACGCCCGACAAGCUGCUGGAGAAGGCCUUCUCCAUACGCCUGUUCAGCCGCAAGGAGAUCACACUGCUGCAGCUGGCCAACGAGAAGUCACUGCAGCAGAAGGGCAUCACUGUCAAGCAGAAACGCUGUUCUCUCAGGAGACGUAAUGUGCAGCUAGCAGUCAACGCGGACAACUUCUCUUCGGAGAUCGUAAGUGCGAAAGAGAUCCGGGACAUCUGGUCGUGGAUCCCCGAGCGCUUCGCCCUGUGCCAACCCGAGCUCCUAUUCACCACCUCAACACACGGCUGCAGUCUCAACAGGUUCUACUCUCAUUGUGAAGGCCACGAGCCCACACUGCUUCUACUGCGGACCACAGGUGGAGAGGUGUGUGGAGCCUUCCUGUCCACUGACUGGGAGGAGCGGAAAAGAGGAGGGAAUAAGCUCAGCUUCUUUGGCACAGGGGAGUGCUUCGUCUUCAGACUGAAGCCAGAGAUGGAGCGUUUUGAGUGGGUGGUGAUCAAGCACCCCGAGCUGGCGUCGGGCGGCCAGGCCCAGAGUCUGGACCUGUUGGAUGACGAGCAGCCGCCCGACACGGAGGCCAACUCCAACCCUGACGCCAACAACAUGCACCACAACACGCUGCCAGUAGAGUCUGGCGGCCCCAACGGCGGCCUGUCGCCCUUCCUCUCUGCCCGACACUUCCACCUCAACUCCCGCAACACCUCCAUGUUUAUGGCCGGGAACUUUGACUCCAUCAUCAUCGGGGGCGGUGAGGGCAACGCGCUCUACAUCGACGCCGAGCUGAACCACGGGCGCUCUGCUCGCUGUGCCACCUUCGACAACCCCCCGCUCUGUGCCGAGACCUUCCAGGUGGCGCUGCUGGAGGUCUGGGGCUUCCAGGAUGCCAUGGCCGGCUAGGCACAAAGUCACCCUUGUUUGUACGUGUCCAUGCAGAAGAGACACGGAACCUAUAUUUGUAUGUGUCCACGCAGAGGCGAAACGGAAAAUGUGGUUGUGUCAAUUAUUGGUUUGCCAGGCUUCUGACAGUGCAGCUGUUGUUUUCAACCAAUCCGUCCAAUAUCAACAAACGUCUAUAUCAGUGUUCCAUGCUUAUUUUAUUUAAAGAAAAGAUCAAUAUCACAUUGUAAUAUUCACCAUGUAUACAUGUAUUUCUAACCCUGCUCUAUUACAACUCUGGCCUUAUCUGUACAGGGGCAGAACUCAAAUGGUUUGCAAAGCCAGCUAACUGAUUCCAUGAGUUUAUAGUGAGUGAUCUAUCAACUGGAUGUGUCUGUUGAUGCCUCAUAAGAUUUGGCCUCCUCCUCCCCCCCCCCCCUCCAUGUAGAAGUGACAUGGCAGCAAACAUCUUCUAGUAGAGUAAGAUAAAUCAAACCCUGAAUGCCCGAUGCAAAAGAGUGUGCUCAAGUUCGUUCUCCUAAGGGAGCGUUGUCCCCUCCUUCUUCUCUUUCUGUGGUGUUUGGUGGCGGCUUGCCUAAGGUGUGUGCAAGAUGUUACCGCCAUCUACAGCGCUAAGGGAACUCCAUUUAUUCUCAACCUAAAGUCUCCUAAAGGGGCGUUCACCUGAUGUCACAUGGGUCCCGGAAAAGUACGAGCUUGAUUUAUCUUAGUCUAAUAGAUGUUUGAUGGCAGUGUGAAAUUAUUGGAUGGGCAUGACCCAAAGGUCAUACAGUCUCAUGUUCCACAAAGACCACGCUUAUGAAUCCGUCCUGCUCAGUAUAUUUCAUAUCGUGAUGUAAAUAGUAGCUGUCCACUUUACCAAAGUUUCAUCUGGCUUUUUUUUUUUUACUUUAUGUCUGUCAGAACAUUUUACAAAGAAAGCUUCAGUUUUCCGUCUAGUGCUUUACAGACACAACAAGAAGUUUCCUCUGAAUUGUAAAUGCGAGAGUAAUUCUCUUGAUAUGUAUCUUGCCAUCUUUCGGUCAUCUGUGGUAGUCCAGUGAUCAACAAUGUGGUCGUAUUAACCCGCUCAGAGUUUACAAGCUCACUCCGUCCAGUGUGCUCCUCCUCUCAGGGGCCAGUUUCCUAAAAGCUUUAAAGUGCCACAGUCUUAAUAAAUAAAUAAAAAGGCCGAUAUCAUUAAUAGGUUUCUGAAAACCUAUUAGUUAAUAGAGUCUUUUAGAUUCUAUUAGUUUUACAGCACUAACAGAGAUUUAGGUAUACUGGUCUCGUGUGUUUGUGUGGUAGUCUUAAAUGUGAAAACGCUGUAGAUCAACUUUAAAUGUAGUGUUUUUUCAAAUGUUGUCAGGGCUUUUUUUUAUUUAUGUCUUAUGAUGUACCCAACGCUUGGGUUCUGGUGGUGAAAAAUCCAGCACUGAAGGCAAGACCCUGUGGAGAGUAAGAUUACGUGCAUAACUAGAUGCACAAAUGACUGGGGAUAACAUGUUUGCGUUCUCUCAUUAUAUUGGCACUUCCUGCGUCCGUCCAGAUGCGCUCUCGCUUGCAUAUCAGCCCAGCCAGUUUUGCACACUGUCCGCCACUCUGGUCACUCACCAGCAACGGCUGUUUCUCUUUACCCCUCACUGUGAACUUUUCCAGCGGUGUGGUACGCAGUCUUUGUACAUACAGCCCUCUGAACAUAAUGGCACCCCUUUGUUGUGUAGCUGUCUGACAGGUGUGUGAAAAUGUGAAUAAGUGUGUGUGUGUGUGUGUGUGUGUGUAUGUUUAGGUGUAUGUAUCUUUUUGUUAAGAUGGCUGUAGUUGCCAUGAAAAAAACUACUAUAGCGAGCAACACUAAACAACAGAGAAGAUGAUUGUCCAGAGUUAGGACUGAAAAAAAUUGAGCUAUAAUUAGCUACGAUAAGCACAAGAUGCAUUUGUGUGUGUGCGUGUUUGUGUGUGUGCGUGUGUGAGUGCGAGCGUGUUCACACCCUCCCAAUGUGUAAACUGGUUAAUCUGCUUGGUUCUCAUUGUGCUGAGCCUUUAGUCUAGCUGUGUGUCAAAGAAUGGCUGUAACUUGUUCUUUGACACCUUAUCUGAAUAUUCGUGUGAGUGUGUGUGGAUGGGCUGUGUUCUCCAGCAGUAAUGUGUUAAAAAAUAUAUGUAAUACUCAACUGUCACAUGCAGUAAAAAGAUGUAUUUAAAAAUGA
This is a messenger RNA of Engraulis encrasicolus (European anchovy), 4185 nucleotides long. It is a transcript of the gene tbc1d24, whose product is annotated as TBC1 domain family, member 24. Lineage: Eukaryota; Metazoa; Chordata; Actinopteri; Clupeiformes; Engraulidae. The coding region runs from base 212 to 1996 and encodes 594 amino acids. Gene Ontology annotation, cellular component: nucleus. The transcript has 7 exons. Gene Ontology annotation, biological process: response to oxidative stress. The record is from RefSeq and is a predicted model, not a curated record.